Poecile atricapillus (Black-capped chickadee) is the source of this 4274-nucleotide messenger RNA. It is a transcript of the gene ACOT11, whose product is annotated as acyl-CoA thioesterase 11. The transcript is spliced from 18 exons. Gene Ontology annotation, cellular component: extracellular exosome. NCBI's taxonomy places the organism in Eukaryota, Metazoa, Chordata, Aves, Passeriformes, Paridae. The coding region runs from base 762 to 2621 and encodes 619 amino acids. Gene Ontology annotation, molecular function: thiolester hydrolase activity; lipid binding. The record is from RefSeq and is a predicted model, not a curated record.
UGGGAGGCUCAGCCGUGCUGUUUGUGUCUUGUUUUGUUCCGACUGCUUGGGUGCACUGCGUGUGAUGCCCCAGUCCUGAUGGUGCAGGAGGCAAAUCUACAGCUUCCACUUUUUUAACCCCAUGCCAAAAUCAGUCAAUGCCAUACUUGGGAAAAGAGCUUGGGUUGGGAAAAGAGCUGCUGUCUCCAGCAGCCUGGUUUUACCUGCAUGGGAGAGGGAUACAUGCUGGGAAGCUGGGGAUAUGCCAAGGGCCUGGCAGUGUUGUGUUUAAAGGCAAACUGUAAUUAUGAAGCCUCUUCCACUUGUUUUUGCUGCAGCUCCCACACUGCCUUUCCUUGCAAUGCCACCACAAUGUCCAGCUGGGAUACAGUCACCGUGCACGUGGCCCGGGAGACUGCAGGCACCCAAGGACACACGAUGCCCUUGUGGAAUGCCAGGGCUUUGCAGGCAGAGGGGCUGGAGCAGGGCACAGCAGCACUGCUGGAGUUGGGUGCUUCCCAUUUGCUGCCCCCUGUACCACCCAUGGCAGCCUCAGCCCUGCCUGCUGCCAAAAAUACGCUCCCAGCUGUCUUGUGACUGCAGCGGUGUCACCGCUCCGGCCAGGGGAGCUUCAAGGCACAGUCCUCUGUCACAUGUAGCAACACGGGAAGCACUGACACAGCAUCACUCACUGAGGGGCUGGCCACGGCCCUCCAGCUUGUGCUUGGUCCAGCUCCCCAAAAUAGCUGGGACUCUUUCAUCUGGGCUGGUGUCUCUUAAAAAUGGUCAAGGGGAAUAUUAUAGUCCCUGAAGACAUCCUGAGCUUCUGUUGCAAUGGCCUCCAGGGCUCGACCUCUCCACCACGUGCUGGGGAGCCAGGGGAGCGGGAGGAGGCGCCGGGGGCCAUGGCGAGCCCCUCGCCUGCCCGCAACCCCACCGAGGUGCAGAUGAGCCAGCUGGUGCUGCCCUGCCACACCAACCACCGCGGCGAGCUCAGCACCGGCCAGCUGCUCAAGUGGAUCGACACGGCCGCCUGCCUCUCCGCCGAGAGACACGCCGGCUGCCCGUGCGUCACAGCUUCCAUGGAUGAUAUCUAUUUUGAGCACACCAUUAGCCAGCCGUCUGUAAGCCCUGCUGGGCAGCGGGACGGGAGGAGCGGUGUCGGCGUUGGGCAAGUUGUCAACAUCAAAGCCAAAGUGAACCGAGCCUUUAACUCCAGCAUGGAGGUGGGCAUCCAGGUGAGCUACGAAGACCUGUGCAGCGGGAAGCACUGCAGCAUCUGCAAGGCGUACGCCACCUUCGUGGCACAGGGCCCCUUGGGCAGCAAGGUGAGGCUGAAGCCGCUGACCCCGCAGACAGAGGAGGAGAAGAUCGAGUACAGCAUCGCCGCCGAGCGCCGCCGCAUGCGCCUGGUGCACAAGGACACCCUCAAGGACCUCCUCAUCCGCAGCCCCCAGGAAACCGAGCUGGAGACGCGGGACUGCAGUGGGGCGGUGCCUGCAGAAAGAACGCGGGUGGAGAGCGUGGAGCUGGUGCUGCCUCCACACGCCAACCACCAGGGCAACACCUUUGGUGGGCAGAUCAUGGCCUGGAUGGAGAACGUGGCCACCAUCGCAGCCAGCCGGCUGUGCCGCGCCCACCCCACGCUGAGGGCCAUCGAGAUGUUCCACUUUCGGGGACCGUCGCAAGUCGGAGACCGCCUGGUGCUCAAAGCCAUCGUCAACAACGCCUUCAAAAACAGCAUGGAGGUGGGGGUCAGCGCCGAGGCCUACGGCCAGGAGAUGUCCGUCAGCCGCAGGCACAUCAACAGCGCCUUCAUGACCUUCGUGGUGCUGGACCAGGAGGGUCAUCCCCGCACGCUGCCCAUGGUGGCACCCGAGCCGGGGGAUGGAGAAAGGAGGUACAGAGAAGCCAGUGCUAGGAAAAAAAUUCGGCUGGACCGAAAAUACGUCGUCUCCUGCAAACAGACCGAGGUGCCGCUCUCCGUGCCCUGGGACCAAAGCAACAAGGUUUACCUGAGCUACAACAACGUCUCUGCGCUGAAGAUGCUCGUGGCCAAAGCCCACUGGGUGCUCGCCAGGGAAAAGGAAAAGGUGCGGAUGUACACGCUGGAGGAGGACAAGUUCCUGUCUUUCCGCAUCGAGAUAUCCGUCUGCAUCCCGGCCAGCCGAGCCUUCUCCCUGCUCUCCAACCUGCGGCGCCGGCACGAGUGGGACAGCCACUACGUGAGUGCUGAGCUUGUCCAGAAGGUCGAUGACGAUGACAUGAUCUACCACGUGGUGAGCCAGAAGCUCAGAAACGAGAACAAACCACAGGACUUUGUUAUCCUGGCGUCCCGGCGGAAGCCCUGCAGCAGGGGGGACCCCUACGUGGUGGCCUUUCGGUCGGUGACGCUGCCCACCCACCCCGCCAGAGAUGAGUACACGCGCGGGGAGACGCUCUGCUCCGGGUUCUGCAUUUGGCCAGAGUCAGAGGAGAUGAGCAAGGUGGCUUAUUACAACCAGGCUAUGCCGGGGUACCUCAACUACGUCACCACCAACGUGGCGGGACUGUCCUCCGACAUCUGCUCCACCUUCGAAGCCUGUGAGAAGUUCCUGCUGAAGAAUAAGGAGGACCUGAUCUCACGGCUGCAGGACUUCUAGAGCCACAGCCCCCUGCUGACAGAUGGACAGACAGAUGAGGGGGACACUUCUGUGGUGGAAGGGAACAUGGGAUGGUGGCACCCAGACCCUGCCUCCCUGUGGCCUUUGGGCUCAGGGGCUGGGGUGGAGGGGCAUUACUGUACCACCUCAUCACUGAUGUGUCAUACCUUUUCUUCUUUCCUUUUUUAUUUUAUGUAGAAAUUUUGUAAGCUCUAUGUACAGGACUUGGUUUUCUAGUUCACUUAACGCUACUUGAAUCUUUAUAUGAUCCAAAAUCUUCCCAAACCAGAUUAUUUUUUUUUUCACUAGUUCUUGGUGGGGCAUAACUGGUUCCUUUUGAGGCAGCAAAGGGAGAGAGGGGACAGUGAUGUGGGGUGGGUGCUGUACCCCUCCCUGGCAUAGGGAUGAAAAAUCCCACUCUCCCCAGUGCUGCUUCUUUUCCUGGGCAGGGCUGGAAAACAGCCCCUGCUCCUCCUGGGCUGAAAUCCCACCCCCUGGGGCUGUGGAAAGAGCAGAAAUAAAAGUUUUUUGAAAGGAAAAGCACCCCUAUGUGCUCUGGGUGAGUAUCUGCUCCAGGUGCUUGCUGUGUGGUGAGCUUGGAGCAGCACACUUGGGGCUCAGGUGGAGGUGGGGUCCUUUGAGGCAGGACUGUGCUGCAGAAAAGGGGUGGUGCUCCAUGCAGGCGGCUUUUGGGGACUGCCUGGAGCUGUUGCUCUCAUGUUUGGGACAGCCUCCCUUGUCCCCCUCUGCUGGGUGCACCAACACCUUGAGAUGCAGACCCCAAACUGACUCAGAGGUGCUGAAAAAGGAAAAGACAGAGCCAAACCUUGUUCCCCAAAGUCUGGGAUGCUCUGGGAAAGGCACCAGAAUGAAGCAGGGGUGACAGUGGAAGUGCUACUCAUCAGUCACAGCGCAGGGGACAUCUGCCCUCAGGCACAGGCCUGUGGAGAGCCCCUCCCAGGCCUUCCUGGGUCACACAGCCAGAGGUUUUCUGAUGGCACUGAGGUUUCUGGAAGGCUUGCUGCCUGCUGGAAAAUGAGUGAGCCCUGGAAGCCCUUAGGCACACAGAGCUUUGGGCACAGCAGGUUUUAGAGGUGCCAGCUGUGUGGAGCCCUGUGCUUAAGCCCAAGGAUGGGUUUUGUAGAGCUUAACCAAGAGCAAGUGAUGGUGAUGCUGUACUCGGGGUGAGGUGAGGCCAUGGAGGUACCAGAAAUGAGCACAGGGUCUUUUCCAUGACCCCGGGUGUCCCUCUGCAACACCCAGUCCCUUUGCCACCCAAAUUCCCCACCCAGUUUAUAAGCAGAAGGAGCUCCUGUCCCUUCUCCUGUGGCCACCAGCCAGUGGCUCCCACCCCUGGCCUGGCUGUGGCCAUAAACCCCUAAUCUCUGCUGUAUCUCCCAUCAUAAACAUCUCAGCUCAAGGUCUGGCACGGCUGUGCCCCGACCUCCAAAAGAUAAAGCCAUCUUAGGCUGAACAUAGUACUAUACAUUCAAUUUUUGUAGAGCCCUCUUAUCUCCCAAAACUCAGAGCAAUCCUGCCUUUUUAUCACCGGGGCGAGAGCCAUCCUUUCUACUUACCUAGGAAUUGCUGCUGCUUGAUUAAGUGGAGGGGAUGAUGUAUUUGCCUGAACAUUAAACUUUAACUGACCUCUUC